This is a messenger RNA of Syngnathus acus (greater pipefish), 13982 nucleotides long. RefSeq names its product dynein, axonemal, heavy chain 9 (gene dnah9). Gene Ontology annotation, molecular function: dynein light intermediate chain binding; dynein intermediate chain binding; ATP hydrolysis activity. The transcript is spliced from 78 exons. NCBI's taxonomy places the organism in Eukaryota, Metazoa, Chordata, Actinopteri, Syngnathiformes, Syngnathidae. Gene Ontology annotation, biological process: microtubule-based movement. The record is from RefSeq and is a predicted model, not a curated record. Gene Ontology annotation, cellular component: dynein complex. The coding region runs from base 40 to 13419 and encodes 4459 amino acids.
CACGCGGUUUGGGCCCAGUGGCUGAAUUCCCCAGCGGACAUGGACGGCUCACCUGCUGAGGACCACAGACUGAACUUCAUAGAAGACUACGUGCUUAGGACUCUCAAAGUCAAACAAGACCGAUGGCAAAAAUGUUUGUCCUGCCAAGAAAACGUUCAGAUUCUACAGGACUUUCUGGACAAACCGCAGCACAGGACUUUGGUGGUGUGUGUGACCGCGACAGGAUUGCUACAGCCCGUGACUAACUUUACAUUCCAGUCCAAAAACAAAUCUGUGUACUUUCUCAAACGAAGUCAAACCACGCUGACUGCCAAACGUAUGGUGGAUAACUUGGUGUGCGGUGAUUUGUCUCACUCGCCACUAGACCACUUUUCUGCACUGAUUGAAAAGGUUGUCACCCCACUGCUGUCCAACAGUAGGAACCACACCGAAUGGCCUCAGGUGGUAGCCCAAGAUGUGAAGAACCUCAUCCACUCCCUCAAGAGCAGCGUGUUUGUAAUGUCAGGCCAAGUCAAAGGCCGGACACUGCUGCCCCUUUCUGUCGGUUUCGACGCUGUGGAGACAGAUAACAGGGGGGAAACAAUAGAUAAAAGCAUCAUCCACUCCUUGGAGUCAACAGUGAUUGAGUGGAGCCAUCAGAUCCGUGCAGUGCUGAUAAAAGAAUCAGCGGAGGCUUUGCUUGAAGGCAAAGCCCCCACACCGCACACAGAGCUGCUCUUCUGGAAAAACAGAUAUGCUGAUUUGGAGUGCAUUUACACCCAAUUAACAUCACACAAAGGGAACAAAAUGGAGAUGCUGCUUGACGCUGUGGAGAGCAGCUAUUCUCCCGCUUUUCAAAACAUCCGACGGGAAGUCCGGGAAGCCUUGGAGGAGGCAAAGGACAUCUCUACCUACUUGGCACCACUGCAGCGCCUGUUUGAAGACAUGGAGAAUGGAAAGUUUUCCCAUGUCAAAGGUCAGAUGGGCCCCUUGAUGCACACAGUAUGUCUUGUGUGGGCCAACUCCGGACACUACAACACUCCACCGCGACUCAUUCUUCUACUCCGAGAGAUCUGCAAUCUCCUCAUACAACAGGCUCGCAGUUAUUUGAUACCAGAAGAACUUCUCAAAGGUGAGCUUGUUGAGAGUCUUCUGAAAGUGAAAACAACCUUGGACAUUUUGGAACUCUUCAAGAGCACCUUUGAGGACCACCGAACCAAUCUGAGCCAGUACCAGAGGAAUGGGAACUUGGUGAAACCUUGGAAUCUUUCCUCUACUUUGGUCUUCUCUGGACUUGAUAGCUUUCUCGACAGACUCGUGUCCACACAAGAUAUCCUUUUGGUAGCAGUGGACUUCUCAAAGCUUGAGAAAUUAGAGAUUGGAGGUGUUAGAGGCCGAGCGCUAAGCCAACAGGUCCACCAACUCCACCAGGACUUUAUGGAUCAUUUCAAGAGCUUAACAGAGAAGCCCUAUGACUGUUUGGACCUCGACAACAAGGAGUUUGAGAAAGACGUCCGCGACUUCAAAUUGUUAGCCGAUGACACGGACCGGCGAUUAGGAGCCAUCUUCUGUCAGGCCUUUGACGACGCUUCAGGAUUGGAACAUUCCUUCAAGGUUGUGGAUAUGUUCAGAGGCUUGUUGGAGCGUCCUUUGGUAGCUCAAGAUGCUUUGGACAGAUACUCAUGCUUAGUAAGCAUGUUUGACAAGGAUCUGGACAACUGCAAAGUCCUAUACCAGGAACGUAUUAAGCUUGCAAAUGAUCUGAGUUCUGCUCCAGUGAAUAAGAAUAUGCCAGCAGUAGCUGGAGGGCUGAGAUGGGCCCAAGAGCUGCAGCAGCGCAUGCAGACACCCUUCUCCAAAUUCAAAUUCUGCUCCUACCCGUGCCUGGAGUCAGCACAAGGAGUUUGGGUCAUUGGGAAGUAUGAGGAGCUGAUGCAAGAGGUUGACAGAUACCGCAUCAGCCUGUAUGAGACAUGGACGAGGACUGUUGACAGCAGUUGUCAUCACAACCUCAGCCUCCCCUUAAUCUGCAGAGACGUAUCCUCGCGACUGAUCUCGGUCAACUUUAACACCCAGCUUGCAUCUGUGUUGAGGGAAGUGAAGUACCUGGAGGCCACACAGACUGAAGUGAUUCCCGACACUGCAGUGCAGAUUUAUGCUAGCAGAUGGCACUUGUGGCAGUUUGUGGCCAGCCUGGAACUUGCUGCAGGACGAUACAACAAGAUGAUUCAGUCUGUGCUUGAUGUGGAGAAUCCACUCCUCCAGAGACAGCUCAGUGAUAUUGAUACCCAGCUGAGAAAGGCUGAAGAGAGCCUCAGUUGGAACAGCCAAGGCAUUUGGCAGUAUAUUCAAGAGUUGCGGGAUUCCAUCUGUGACCUGGAAAGCCGACUCCAAAAGACCAAAGACAAUGUGGAAGAGAUCCAGAAUUGUAUCAAAUCCUGGGCAAGACCAUUGUUUGACAGGAAGGAGGGGAAAAAAGACACUUUGCUGAGUCUGGACGAUCGGGUCGAAAGGCUGGAUCGCUUUUAUUCGGUGAUACGAUCGACAGGAGAUAAGAUUCAUUUCCUCACCAAUCGAAAUCUUGAGCUUUUUAGGUCGGAUCCAUCCUCAGAAGAUUGGAAAGCCUAUGUGGACUAUAUUGACGACAUGGUCAUUGAUGGAUUUUAUCAUUGCAUAGAGUGUUCACUCAAGUUUUUCCUGGAAAACACAGAUGAAAGAGACAAUAUAGUACCCCUGUUUGAGGCCCAACUGGAUCUCAAAGUUCCUCACAUGGUGUUUAUACCAUCUCUGGAGUAUGGAGAAAGAGCAAAUUUCCAUGACCUGGUGGAGAGUCUCAUCAAUGAUGUGUUCAGAGUGUCUUCAUUGGUGCCACGCCUCUCCCAGCACAGUUCUUUUCCUCACUACCAGGCUGACAUGGAAGACAUGCCAGACUUGGCAGAUAUGCGUCUUCUCCUCAUGGAUCGUGUGCAGAGCGUCAUGACGACUUGCUGCAUUUUCCGGAAUUCGUUGGAACGCUACAGUUACCUUUACAUAGAUGACAGGAAGGAGUUUCUGCACCAGUUUCUCCGCUAUGGUCAUGUUCUGACCGACCAGGAAAUGGAAGAUCGAGUUGAAGAUUCUAUCCCAGAGAAGCCACCGACGUUGGAUAACUUUAAAGAUCAAGUGGAUAGGUAUGAGAAGAUCUAUGAUGAGGUGCAAGAUCUGGAGCCAGUCCACGUAUUCCAUGGCUGGAUGCGUGUAAACAGCCGCAGCUUGAAGAUUGCCCUGCUCAACACCAUCAAGAAAUGGAGUUUCAUGUUCAAACAACACCUUAUUGAUCAUGUCACUAACAGUCUAUCAGAACUGGAGAGUUUCAUCAUCGUGGCGAAGACUGGCCUCAGCCAGCAAGUGGAGGAAGGAGACUACAAAACCCUGGUGGGAGUCUUGGGCCAUUUGCUUGCUGUCAAGGAGAGACAACACACAACAGAUGGCAUAUUUCAGCCACUGCAGCAAACCAUUGCUUUGCUAAAAGAUUAUGAGCAGGAUCUCCCUGAUGCUGUGCAUAAGCAGUUACAAGAGUUGCCCGAAAAGUGGAGCAAUGUGAAAAAGGAGGCCAUGCAAGUCAAACAGCAAGUAGCGCCUCUGCAAGCCGUUGAGGUUGCGAGUUUGCGAAGAAAGUGUGCUUCAUUUGAAGUGGAGCAACACACAUUCCGGGAACAUUUUCGCAACAAUGGGCCCUUCAGAUUUGACAGCGAGAAUCCACACCAGAUGUUGGACAUAUUUCACUGGCAGAUCCAGGAACAGGAGGCAGAGAUGGCCUCCCUGGUGGAAUCCGCCAGCUUGUUUGAGGUGACUGUCUCGGAAUACAAACAGCUACGCCGAUGCAGGCGUGAGGUGGGCUUGCUCAAGGAGCUGUGGGACAUGAUCACUCUGGUGGAAUCCAGCAUGGGCGAAUGGAAAAUGACUCCCUGGAGGAAGAUUGAUGUGGAGGACAUGGAGUUGGAGUGCAAACGCUUCUCAAAAGAUAUUCGAGGGCUGGAUAAGGAGAUUAGAGCGUGGGAGGCCUUCACAGGUUUGGACAGCAUGGUAAAGAACCUUCUCAUUUCCCUGAGGGCAGUAGCAGAGCUGCAGAAUCCAGCCGUACGGGUCCGACACUGGCAUCAAUUAAUGGCUGCUACUGGAGUUUGUUUUAACAUGGACCAGGAAACCACUCUGGCUGAUCUGCUGCAACUGAACCUGCAUGCUUUUGAAGAGGAAGUGAGAGGGAUUGUAGACAAGGCUGUGAAAGAGCUGGGAAUGGAGAAAGUUCUUUCGGAGCUCAACUCCACAUGGACAGGUAUGCGGUUCCAAUAUGAGCCACACCAUCGUACUGGAAUCCCUUUACUGCGUUCAGACGAGGAACUUAUCGAGACGUUGGAAGACAACCAGGUCCAACUGCAGAACCUGAUUUCUUCCAAGUACAUUGCCCACUUCUUGGAUGAAGUAUCAUCUUGGCAGAGUAAGCUCUCUGUGGCCGACUCUGUCAUCUCCAUCUGGUUUGAGGUGCAACGGACAUGGACUCACCUGGAGAGCAUCUUCAUCGGCUCAGAGGACAUUCGGUCACAGCUGCCUGAGGACUCUAAGCGCUUCGAAGCGAUUGAUGCCCAUUUCAAAGAGUUGGCUAACUGGCUGCAUCAAACGCCCAACGUUGUAGAGGCCACCAAUCAACCUGCUCUGUUUGACAAAUUGGAGAACAUCCAGUGCAGGCUGUCCCUUUGCGAAAAGGCUCUGGCGGAUUAUCUGGACAUCAAGCGACUGGCAUUCCCUCGCUUUUACUUCAUCUCUUCAGCUGAUCUCUUAGACAUUCUUUCGAAUGGAACCAACCCACACCAGGUCCAGAGGCAUCUGUCGAAGCUAUUUGACAACAUGGCGAAAAUGGAAUUUGAAGUAGAUGAAAAGGGAAAUCCUUCUAAGACGGGCCUGGGCAUGUAUAGCAAAGAAGAGGAGUAUGUCCCUUUUAAUCAGUCUUGUGACUGCACUGGACAGGUGGAAGUGUGGUUAAACCAUCUUCUGCAGAGCAUGCGCUCCACUGUUCGUCGUGAGCUGACCGAGUCAGUGAGCACCUAUGAGGAGAAGCCCAGAGAGCAAUGGUUGUUUGAUUAUCCAGCUCAGGUGGCACUUACUUGCACUCAGAUCUGGUGGACAUCCGAUGUGGGAAUGGCGUUCGGCCGUCUGGAAGAAGGCAACGACAGCGCUCUAAAGGACUAUUACAAGAAACAGGUGUCUCAGCUCAACACCCUCAUUUCCAUGCUGAUUGGCCAGCUUUCGCCCGGAGAUCGGCAGAAGGUCACGACCAUCUGCACGAUCGACGUCCACGCCAGAGAUGUGGUUGCCAAGAUGAUUGCACACAAGGUGGAGAAUUCUCAAGCAUUUGUGUGGCUUUCCCAGCUGAGACACCGAUGGGAUGAGAAGGAGCGUCAUUGUUUUGCAAAUAUCUGUGAUGCCCAGUUCCGCUACUCUUACGAGUAUCUUGGCAACACGCCGCGACUCGUCAUCACGCCUCUAACAGACAGGUGUUACAUCACCUUGACUCAGUCCCUGCACCUGACCAUGAGUGGAGCUCCGGCAGGACCUGCAGGAACAGGCAAGACGGAGACAACCAAAGACUUGGGCCGAGCCCUCGGCAUCAUGGUCUAUGUGUUUAACUGCUCUGAGCAGAUGGACUACAAGUCUUGUGGAAACAUCUACAAAGGUUUGGCUCAGACAGGCACAUGGGGCUGCUUUGAUGAAUUCAACAGAAUCUCAGUGGAGGUGCUGUCUGUGGUGGCUGUACAGGUCAAAAGUAUUCAAGAUGCCAUUCGAGAUAAGAAACAGAUGUUUAAUUUCAUGGGCGAAGACAUAACCCUUUGCCCGAGUGUGGGCAUCUUCGUCACGAUGAAUCCUGGUUAUGCUGGUAGGACAGAGCUUCCUGAGAACCUAAAAGCUCUUUUCAGACCAUGUGCCAUGGUGGUGCCAGACUUUGAGCUGAUCUGUGAAAUCAUGUUGGUGGCUGAGGGAUUCAUCGCUGCACGGGUUCUCGCUAGGAAGUUUAUCACACUCUACACGUUGUGCAAAGAACUUCUUUCCAAACAGGACCAUUACGAUUGGGGCCUCCGUGCCAUCAAGUCCGUACUGGUGGUUGCCGGUUCUCUAAAGAGAGGCGAUCCCAGUCGGGCUGAGGAGCAAGUAUUGAUGAGAGCCUUGAGAGAUUUCAACAUUCCCAAAAUUGUGACGGAUGACAUGCCAGUGUUCAUGGGGUUGAUAGGUGACCUGUUCCCUGCUCUGGAUGUACCCAGGAAAAGAGACUUGGACUUUGAGAAGCAGGUCAAGAAAUCUAUUCUUGACAUGAAGUUACAGCCCGAGGAGAAUUUUGUACUCAAGGUGGUGCAGCUAGAAGAGCUUUUGACGGUGCGACACUCAGUAUUUGUGAUUGGGAAUGCCGGUACUGGAAAGAGCCAGGUGCUGAGGUCACUCCAAAAAACCUACCAGAAUACAAAACGUCGACCCGUCUGGGUGGAUCUCAACCCAAAAGCUGUGACCAAUGAUGAACUUUUUGGCAUCAUCAACCCAUCAACCAGAGAAUGGAAAGACGGUCUGUUCUCUUGUAUAAUGCGUGAACUCUCCAAUAUCAGUCACAAUGGGCCUAAAUGGAUAGUUUUGGAUGGAGAUAUUGACCCAAUGUGGAUUGAGUCGCUCAACACAGUCAUGGAUGAUAACAAGGUUCUGACCUUGGCCAGUAAUGAACGGAUCCCUCUGAACUCAAGCAUGAGACUGCUAUUUGAGAUUAGCCACCUUCAGACUGCUACCCCAGCGACUGUAUCCAGAGCAGGAAUCCUGUACAUAAACCCAGCAGACCUAGGAUGGAACCCUUUGGUGUCAAGCUGGAUUGAUGGGAGGGAGGUGCAAUCAGAGAAGGCUAACCUGACCAUUUUGUUUGACAAGUAUCUCCCCUCCUGCCUGGAUGUCUUAAGAAUAAGGUUUAAAAAGAUCAUCCCUAUCCCCGACCAGAGUAUGGUCCAGAUGCUUUGCUAUUUGCUCGAGUGCCUACUAACACCAGAAAAUGCCCCGGCUGACUCCGCAAAGGAACUUUAUGAGCUUUAUUUUGUUUUUGCUGCUGUCUGGGCAUUUGGGGGAGCUUUGUUUCAAGACCAGCUGGUUGACUACAGAGUGGAGUUCAGCAAGUGGUGGGUGGCAGAGUUCAAAAGCAUCAAGUUUCCAUCCCACGGCACAGUGUUUGAUUACUACAUUGACUCCGAGAGCAAGAAGUUUGAACCCUGGUCCAAAAUGGUGCCCAUGUUUGAGAUGGAUGCUGACACUCCACUUCAGGCUUGCUUAGUUCACACAGCAGAGAGCAUUCGAGUCCGUUUCUUCAUCGAUUGUCUGCUGGAGCACCGCCGGCCUAUCAUGCUCGUCGGGAAUGCCGGCACCGGCAAGUCUGUCCUGGUCGCUGACAAACUGACGUCACUGGAUCCGGACAAAUAUGCGGUUGCAAAUGUCCCUUUCAAUUAUUACACCACAUCGGCAAUGCUGCAAGCUGUGUUGGAAAAGCCCCUUGAGAAAAAGGCAGGACGCAACUACGGACCUCCCGGCAGCAGAAGGCUGAUCUACUUUAUCGAUGACUUGAAUAUGCCUGAGGUGGAUGCAUAUGGCACAGUUCAACCUCACACACUAAUACGUCAACAUAUGGACUACAACCACUGGUAUGACCGUAAUAAACUCCUUUUGAAGGAAAUACAACGUGUUCAGUAUGUGUCGUGUAUGAACCCCACGGCUGGAAGCUUUACCAUCAAUCCAAGGCUGCAGCGCCACUUUUCAGUCAUCGCCCUAUCUUUCCCCGGAGCUGACGCCCUCGCGACCAUAUACACUUCGAUUUUGUCGCAGCACCUGCAGAAUGACGCUUUCCCAGCCGCCAUCCGGAAGAGCUGCCCCACCCUGGUCCAGUUAUCGCUGGCUCUGCAUCUGAGCGUUGCCUCCACUUUUCUCCCCACUGCAGUCAAGUUCCACUACAUUUUCAACCUACGAGACCUCUCCAAUAUCUACCAGGGCAUUCUCUUCAGUACUUCUGAGUGUCUGAAAACCCCUGUGGACCUGCUGAAAAUCUACCUGCACGAGUCCAAUCGUGUCUACAAAGACAAGCUUGUUGAGGAGCAGGACUUCCAGGUCUUUGAUAAGCUGCAGGCAGACAUGGUGAAAAAGUUUUUUGAGGACAUGCAGGAGAGUCUGGAAAAGACCCGGAAGAUCAACCUGUACUGCCACUUUGCCCACGGCCUUGGGGAAGCCAAGUACAUGCCCGUGGAAUCCUGGAGCAGCCUCAGUAAAAACCUGCUGGAAGUACUGGACAGCUACAAUGAGGUCAACGCCACACUCAACUUGGUGCUGUUUGAGGAUGCCAUGGCUCACAUCUGCCGUAUAAAUCGAAUCCUGGAGUCUCCACGGGGUAACGCACUGCUAGUCGGAGUAGGCGGAAGUGGCAAGCAGAGUCUGACCCGACUGGCUGCAUUUAUCUCCAAUCUGGAGGUUUUCCAAAUCACCUUGAGGAAGGGUUACGCUAUCACAGACCUCAAAAGUGACCUGGCAUCGCUCUACAUCAAAGCUGGCGUGAAGAAUAUUGGCACCGUUUUCUUAAUGACUGAUGCCCAAGUGGCAGAUGAGAGGUUCCUCGUUCUGGUCAACGAUCUGUUGGCAUCGGGAGAGAUCCCGGACUUGUUCCCAGACGAUGAGGUGGAGAACAUCAUUGGCAGUGUGAGGCCGGAGGUACGCAGCUCCGGAUUGAUGGAUACAAGAGAAAACUGCUGGAAGUUCUUCAUCGACCGGGUUCGCAGGGAGCUCAAGGUGGCACUGUGUUUCUCCCCGGUUGGCAGUAAACUGAGGAUUCGUAGCAGGAAGUUCCCCGCCGUGGUCAACUGUACAGCUAUCGACUGGUUCCACGAAUGGCCACGGGAGGCGUUGGAGUCUGUCAGCCUCAGGUUCCUACAGGAAGUGGACAAUAUUGAUCCUCACGUGAAGGAUUCCGUCAGUAAAUUCAUGGCAUAUGUCCACAUGAGUGUUAAUCACACCUCAAAGGAGUACCUGGCCAAUGAGCGUCGCUACAACUACACCACACCGAAAUCUUUCCUCGAACAGAUCGAACUGUAUCGAAGUCUGCUGGGCCAGAGGAGUAAAGACCUAAGCAGCAAAAUGGAGCGGCUGGAGAAUGGCCUGCAGAGGCUCAACAGCACCUCUGCUCAGGUUGAUGACCUCAAGGCCAAGCUGGCAGCUCAAGAAGUAGAGGUCAAGCAGAAGAACGAGGAUGCUGACAAGCUGAUCCGGGUGGUUGGAGUCGAAACUGAGAAAGUGUCCAAGGAGAAAGCGGUGGCUGACGAUGAAGAGAAAAAAGUGGCGGCCAUGGCUGUUUUGGUCCGUGGCAAACAAAAAGACUGUGAAGAGGACUUGGCCAAGGCUGAACCAGCUCUCGUCGCUGCACAGGAUGCACUCAACACUCUCAACAAAAACAACCUGACAGAGUUAAAGUCAUUUGGCUCUCCAGUGGCAGCAGUUACCAAUGUCACAGCGGCCGUCAUGGUUUUAAUGUCGCCCGGCGGCAAAGUCCCAAAGGAUCGGAGUUGGAAGGCCGCUAAGGUGAUGAUGGCCAAAGUGGAUACAUUCCUGGAUUCUCUCAUACGUUUCAAAAAGGAAAGCAUCCCGGAGACUUGUCUGAAUGCGAUUCAGCCUUAUUUGCAGGAUCCAGAGUUCCAGCCAGAACUGAUUGCCUCAAAGUCAAACGCAGCAGCAGGCCUUUGCUCCUGGGUUUUGAACAUAGUCAAAUUCUACAAAGUAUACUGCGAAGUAGAGCCCAAGCGGCAGGCUUUGAGUAAAGCCAACGCCGAACUAGCUGCUGCACAAGGGAAGCUCGCCACCAUCAAAAACAAGAUCAAUCACCUUAAUGAGAACCUGGCCAAGCUUACGGCCAAGUUUGAGAAAGCAACUGCAGCCAAACUCAAGUGCCAACAGGAAGCAGAAUCGACUGCCCACACUAUUUCCUUGGCAAACCGCCUGGUGGGAGGGCUGGCGUCAGAGAAUGUUCGCUGGGCAGACGCGAUUGAAAGUUUCCGAAAGCAGGAAAGAACUCUGUGUGGGGAUGUCCUCCUCAUCACCGCUUUCAUCUCCUACCUGGGCUAUUUCACCAAAGGCUACAGGUUACAACUAAUGGCUGAAACCUGGAGGCCUUACCUUAGUCAGAUGACGGUUCCCAUCCCAGUAACACCUGGAUUGGACCCAUUAACCAUGCUCACGGAUGAUGCUGACAUUGCCACGUGGCAGAAUGAAGGACUACCUGCAGACAGGAUGUCCACUGAGAAUGCCACCAUUCUUACGUCCUGUCAGCGAUGGCCCCUCAUGGUGGACCCUCAGCUGCAGGGAAUCAAGUGGAUUAAAACCAAAUACGGUGAACGUUUGCAUGUCAUCCGCAUUGGACAGAGAGGGUACUUGGAUGUCAUAGAGAGAGCACUGGCACAGGGCGAUGCUGUCCUGAUAGAAAAUUUGGAAGAAAACUUGGAUCCUGUUCUUGGAGCGCUACUGGGGAGAGAAACCAUUAAGAAGGGCAGGUAUAUAAAGAUUGGCGACAGGGAGUGCGAGUACAACCCGAGCUUCCGCCUCAUUCUGCACACCAAACUUGCCAGCCCUCAUUAUCAACCCGAGCUGCAAGCUCAGUGCACUUUGAUCAAUUUCACAGUGACAAGAGAUGGCUUGGAGGAGCAGCUGUUGGCAGCUGUGGUUAGCAUGGAGAGACCUGAUCUAGAGGAGCUGAAGUCCAACCUGACAAAACAGCAAAAUGGUUUCAAGAUCACGCUGAAGACACUGGAGGAUAACCUGCUCUCUCGCUUGUCCUCAGCUUCCGGGAAUUUCCUGGGUGACACUGAGCUUGUGGAAAACCUGGAGACAACAAAACGCACUGCUGCAGAUAUUGUGGAAAAAGUAAAAGAAUCUAAGGUGACAGAAGCCAAAAUCAAUGAGGCUCGGGAGCACUACAGACCUGCAGCGGCACGGGCUUCGUUAUUAUACUUCAUAAUGAACGACCUCAAUAAAAUCCACCCCAUGUACCAGUUCUCUCUCAAGGCAUUUAGCGUGGUCUUUCAGAAGGCAGUUGUGAAGGCUGAACCCGACGAUGAUCUAAAGCAGCGGGUGUCCAACUUAAUUGACAGCAUCACGUCUUCAGUCUUCCAGUACACUACCAGAGGCCUGUUUGAGUGUGACAAACUCACGUACAUUGCUCAGCUCGCCUUCCAGAUUCUAUUAAUGAACAAAGAAAUCAACCCUGCCGAGUUGGAUUUCCUUCUAAAAUACCCUGUCCAACCUGCGGAAACAUCACCAGUGGAGUUUCUUUCCAAUCACUCUUGGGGAGGAAUCAAGUCGCUGUGUCUAAUGGACGAGUUCAGGAAUCUCGACCGAGACAUCGAAGGCUCGGCCAAACGCUGGAAGAAGUUUGUCGAGUCUGAGUGUCCAGAAAAGGAAAAAUUCCCACAAGAGUGGAAGAAUAAAAGUUCUCUCCAGAGACUGUGCAUAAUGAGGGCACUGAGGCCUGACCGCAUGACGUAUGCUGUAAGAGACUUUGUGGAGGAGAAACUCGGGGGCAAAUAUGUGAUUGGCAGAUCUCUGGACUUUGCAGUGUCCUUUGAAGAGACAGGUCCGACAACGCCCAUGUUCUUCAUCCUCUCUCCCGGAGUUGAUCCUUUGAAGGAUGUGGAGAAACACGGAAAGAAGCUUGGUUUUACAUUUGACAACAAGAACUUCCAUAAUGUAUCUCUUGGUCAAGGUCAGGACGCCAUGGCUGAACAAGUUCUUCAUUUGGCUGCUAAAAAUGGCCAUUGGGUCAUAUUACAGAAUAUCCAUUUGGUGGCUCGCUGGCUGGGUACUCUGGAAAAACUUCUAGAGCAGCAAGCUGAGGGGAGCCAUGCGAACUUGAGGGUUUUUGUCAGUGCUGAGCCUUCUUCCAGCCCUGAGGGCCACAUCAUUCCACAAGGCAUCCUGGAGAACUCCAUCAAGAUAACCAAUGAGCCACCAACGGGCAUGCAUGCAAACUUGCAUAAGGCUCUGGACAACUUCAAUCAGGACACGCUGGAAAUGUGCGCACGGGAGAACGAGUUCAAAAGUAUUCUCUUUGCACUCUGCUACUUCCAUGCUGUAGUUGCAGAGAGGAGGAAGUUUGGUCCUCAAGGCUGGAACAGAUCAUAUCCUUUUAACACAGGAGACCUCACAAUCUCAAUCAAUGUCCUUUUCAACUACCUGGAGGCUAAUCCCAAGGUGCCCUAUGAUGAUUUACGCUACCUCUUUGGAGAGAUCAUGUAUGGAGGUCACAUCACAGAUGAUUGGGACCGCCAUCUAUGUGGGACCUACCUCGAGGAGUUUAUUCAGCCUCAGAUGAUGGAAGGAGAGUUCUUUUUAGCACCGGGUUUCCCUUUGCCUGGAAACAUGGACUACAACAGCUAUCACCAGUAUAUUGACGAGACCCUACCAGCCGAGUCGCCCUAUCUGUAUGGCCUUCAUCCCAACGCCGAGAUUGGCUUCCUGACACAAACGUCGGAAAAGCUUUUCCAUACUGUACUGGAGAUGCAGCCCAGGGAUGGAGGUGUCAGUGAAGGGGGAGGAAUGACACGGGAGGAAAAGGUACGUACAGUGCUGGAUGACCUUAUUGAGAAACUCCCUGAGGAAUUUAACAUGGGCGAGCUGCUCGGAAAAGCCGAGGAGAGGACUCCCUACCAGGUUGUGGCGGUGCAAGAGUGUGAACGCAUGAAUCUUCUCACCCAAGAAAUCAGACGUUCCCUCAAUGAGCUCAGUCUGGGACUCAAGGGGGAACUAACCAUGACCAGUGACAUGGAGAACCUGCAGAAUGCUAUUUUUCUGGACAUGGUACCAGAGACUUGGAGCAAGCGUGCUUACCCCUCCAUGUAUGGCCUGACUCUGUGGUUCACUGACCUGCUGGCCCGGAUCAAGGAACUGGACAUCUGGACAAGUGACUUUGUCCUACCUUGCGCAGUGUGGCUGACUGGCUUUUUCAACCCGCAGUCCUUCCUCACCGCCAUCAUGCAAGCCAUGGCUCGCAAGAACGAGUGGCCUUUGGACAGCAUGAGUCUUCAAUGUGAUGUUACCAAGAAGAACCGUGAGGACGUAACGGCGCCACCUCGGGAAGGUGCUUAUGUCCAUGGACUAUACAUGGAAGGUGCCCGCUGGGACACACAGACCGGCUUGAUUGCGGAUGCCCGCCUGAAAGAGCUCACUCCCGUUAUGCCAGUCAUCUUCAUCAGGGCCAUCCCCGUGGACAAACAGGAGAACAAGAACAUGUACCAGUGUCCGGUUUACAAGACCCGUCAAAGAGGGCCUACAUACGUGUGGACGUUUAACCUGAAGACCAAAGAAAAAGCCUCCAAAUGGACCUUGGCUGGAGUUGCUUUGCUUUUACAGAUCUAGCUUUAGUAGCGGUGCGGUGCUACAACAGGGUCACGUUUCAAUUGACGAUGCCAAUUAGAUUUGUUUUGAAUUAUAUUCUGGGGUCUCAAAAAGCUUUUCAUAAAACGACCGUAUUGCAAAUGAUUCAUAGAGAAGACUCACAGUAUGCUUCAUUAAUCAAGUGCAUUCCAAAUCAUUAAUACUGAAUAGAUUAGACUGGCGGUAUGAGAAAUUGUGAAAUUCUUGUGGGUUUUUUUUCUUCUUCUUCAGCACAUAAAUUUGCACAUUAAUUGAAAGUCAAUUCACUUCCUCUUGCUACAUAGAUACAUCAAUGUUACUUGUCUUUAGCUUCCGUCACUCUUGGUGAAAUUGAAAAUCCUGGAAAUCAGCACGUCAUUUGUCUCUAUCCAGUUUAUCCUCAUUAUUUUUCUAGUUCCAAAGAUUUUUAUACACCAAACAAGAAAAUGCCUUUUUGUUGCUUGUGUAUCUACUCUUAGCCACAUUGCAUGAUGAUACAAAACAAAACUGUAAAUGUAGACUAUAAUAAUAAAUAAAUAAAUAAAUAAAUACAAUAGAGACUGACA